This is a messenger RNA of Plodia interpunctella (Indianmeal moth), 1971 nucleotides long. RefSeq lists its product as uncharacterized. Bases 1 to 1971 code for a protein of 656 amino acids. NCBI's taxonomy places the organism in Eukaryota, Metazoa, Arthropoda, Insecta, Lepidoptera, Pyralidae. Gene Ontology annotation, molecular function: zinc ion binding; nucleic acid binding. The record is from RefSeq and is a predicted model, not a curated record. The transcript has a single exon.
AUGGGUAGGACGGUGGCCAAAUCUGCACGGGGAAGAUCUCUGACCCCAAGGGGGAAGAAAUCGACUGGGGGGGAUAACGAGGAGGUAGGAGAGAAGACUGUGAUCAGCCGGUCAGAGUCUCUCUACUUCUCGGACGGCGAAUCGGACGGUGACUCGGAUGGGUCAAUCUGGCUCCCGGACGUAAUGACGACUGGGAAGGAGCGGGGCCAAGCCUCAAAGAGGAAGGCAUCAGAGGACGUGGAGGAGGCCGAAAGGGCUUCCAACAAGGUUUCCUCAGCCACGAGAGGCCGGGCUGCUCAUCGGGGCUCCUACGCUGGCACGGCCGAGACCAAAGAGAGGCUCCGGGACCUGUCUGCGGACUAUGCCCAAUUCGAGCGCGAGCUCGAGAAGGCUGGUACCAGCAGGUACCUGAAGGCCAGCGAGAAGAGCGGGAAGAGGUGCCUCGUUGAUGAGCACCUGGAGGUGGUGAGGGCGGCUGCCCAGAAGGUUUUGGCGGAGGCCGGAAAGUCCGGCAACCUAAAGGGGACGGCAUGGCGGGCCAUGAACGAGGCCUGCCAUGACAUAAUUGUGGCGGCUGGGAAAAUCGAGGCUCAGUGCGAGGAGUCGGAAGCUGUCCGCAUACUCAGGGCGGACAACAAGAGGAUGCGGGAGCAGCUUUCGCUCCUCGAGCAGGAGACCAAGGCCCUGCGCACGGCCUUUGCCGAGCGCACGGCAUCGGCGCUGAAUGAGGCCCAACCAGCGGUGGGUGCCCCCUCGCUGGAGGACAUUAGGGGACUCCUCUCUGAAUGGAAGGAGUCCUUUGAAAGGAACAUGUUCCUCAAGCUGGGGGGCAUGGUGCCGAUUGUCCGGCCGCCUCUGGCGGCCGAUAAGAGGAAGGAGGCCGAACCGACGGCCCCAAAAGCUGGGAGGAGCUAUGCUGGUGCAGUUGCGGGGGCUACCCUGAUGCCCCCAGCACGACCUGGGCCUGCACCCAAGGCUACACCAGCCAAAAAGCAGCCCCAACAAGUGACGGUGCAGGCCCAGACACCUACUGGGCAACCUGUCGAAGUACCUCCGCCUCAGGAAGGUGAACAGGGGUGGGCUGAGGUGGUCAGAAGGGGGAAAAAGAAGGGGAACAAAGCCUCCCCUCCUGCCCAGCCUGAGCCUACCCUAGCGAAGGCCCCCAAGGCGAGCGCACAGCCGCCUAAAAUAGUCAAAUUUGCUGCACCCAAGACUUCGGCGGUGGUGGUGACCCUCAAGCCGGAAUCUAAACUAGAUUACCGCACGGUGAUAUCGAGGGCCACCACCAUUGACCUGUCGUCAAUUGGGGUGGAUCAUGUGGCGGCUGUCCGUGGCACGGCAACGGGGGCCCGCAUUAUUGAAAUACCCGGGGCUAACAGUGGGGCUGCGGCGGACAGCCUCGCAGAGAAGCUCCGGGAGGUCAUAGGGACUGAGGCGGAGGUCACAAGACCGUUCAAGGCGGCCCAAAUAAGGGUCUCUGGAUUCGACGAGGGAGUAACGCCAGAGGCCCUUAAAGAGGCCACAGCGAGGGCAGGAAAAUGUCCACCGGGACAAAUUAAAGUGGGCAACAUCCGCAUAUCACCAGAUAUGACAGCGGCGGUGAUUAUCACUUGCCCCGUGGCGGCUGCCAACGCCCUAAUCGACGAGGGGCGUCUUCUCGUUGGUUGGACAGCCGCCAAGGUCAGAGGACUGGAGGCCUUGCCCAUGCGGUGCUUCCGGUGCAUGGGUAUAGGCCACACCAGAGCCCUCUGCCCGUCCCCGGUGGACAGGUCAGAGUUGUGCCAUCGCUGUGGCAAAGCAGGGCAUAUUUCCUCUGCGUGCGAGGCCAGUGAACCCUGGUGCGCGGUGUGCUAUGCGCACAAGUUGGCCGCCAAACACAUUAUGGGCGGCCCCUCGUGCAAUCCCCCGCGCACACGGGGCAAACUGGCCCCAAAUAAGGGAACCCCUGAGGGCACCACCAUGGAGCACUAA